CAUUGUCUCAAUCUUAUGCAUUCAAAGCAAUUAUCAUUCAGCAGUAUACCUUUCAAAACAAUUUAUAUUUUCUUUACAGAGUUUUACAUCAAUCCAGAGUCAUUACACAAUAUUAUAUAAUACACACAUAUAUAGAUACAUAUAUAUCAUAUCUAUACAUAAGUAUAUAAAAUGUGUACACUGUAUGCAUUAUCUUAAAACUUGAACAAUAGAUUUGUAGCAAAGCUAAUGCCUAGAUGUGAACUGGUCAUAUCAGCAAAAAAUAAAUAUUUUUUACAUUGACAAUGUUAAUUUUUGUCCCUAAGCACAGCCUAAAAGGCAGCUUUGAAAGAUGUCAGUGACAGUUAUCCUAUUUUAUCCUAUUAUUUUUAAAUCCCCCCUCAGUAUAUUGCUGGAAAUAGAAAAUUCCAUUGUCAAAUAGUCUCUCUAAUCCUACAACACACUGUCCAUGGUUCACCUCUAACCUACCUUAAAGAUAGCAGAAAAUGGAAGUAUUUAUGUAUCUCGGCUCUACAAAAAUGAUUGAUUUGACAUAUAUCCCUAUGCACUGAUAAUAGUCAUGCAAACAAUUCCAUGAGCACAGGAAGAAAUGGUGCAGUAACUGCAACAGAGGCAAGAGGAGCUCAGCAGUGUGGCUGUGGAUGGGUUUGACACUGAACUGAUCAGUAGGAUGUGCAGCCUGUCACAAAACCAGCAUGGCCUUUGCUCCCUGCUGUUCUGCCCCAAAUGCAGAAACCACAGUGACACACCCAGGGUCCUGUUCAGCUGCACAGCUGAGCGUGGCCAAGCCUGGUCACCAAGACACCAAAGGAGAAAGGGACUAGAACUCCAGGCCAUGGCCAGUUUUGACCAGCAGAUGAAUCACUGUGUACUGAAGCCUCAGUUACAGACCAGGGUCUCUAGGGAGGUGCAGCCAAUCUGAAACUGGAGGCCAGCCAAGGGAAAAAGGUAAACUCUAGGACAAGCAGCCAACACCAUCAUUCACAAAAUUUAUAGGAACCUCACCUCCCUCUGAGACCUCUCUGCUCAUGUAUCAGACUUCACUAAAAUCAGCCGUCGGGUUUAAAAGAGAAGGAAGAGAAGAAAUAUGCCUAAAUUCACUUAGGCAUUAUAUAGCUAUAUGACAGAAGGUAUAUGAAAAAUAAUGAACCAUUAUCAGUCCUUUCAUUAGGUCCCAGAUACAUGCUAAUAAUCUCUAGUGAACCAACAGCAUACCCAUAUAUGCUGGAAAACUAUGAAAGAGCUUGGGAUAGACUAGGUUUACAUAACAGGUAAAGUUUUGUGCAUCUCACAUGAGUCUCUCUGUGCUUUAUAUUGGGUGCAUAAAAAUGUUGGACACAGCUCAGCUGGAAGAAGUCAUCUUUCCCCUGUCUCUCAAGCAUUUUCCAGUUUGUCUCUCAAGGCAAGCAUUCUGUUCUGUAAUGUCACUAACCCCAUUCAUUUUGCUCCACAGUGUUCCACUGGUGCCUAUAAUGGUGAUAGGAAAAAUGUGUUCCUGAAUGCUGUGAUUGGCACUGUUAAUGACCAUGACACUGCAGAGCUGCUCUGUGCUUCAGCAGGGUUAGCUGAUUUCAAGACCUGAAUUUCCAUUUAGCAAGGUAAACCAGAAGUAUUGUAUAACUGUGGGAAAGCAUUUUUGCUGAAAAUCAAAUGUUAAAAACACAUAGACAAAAGGACUAUACAACAUAGUCUGAAAAGGGGUGAGGUGCACAAAACCACAAACCAAAACACUUUGUUUAAAAAAGAAAAUCCACAAGCUUUCUAGAGCUUACAGACAACACUCCUAAAAUCAGUGUAACACUAUAGUAAAUUAACAGAGCUUUUGAUGUUAGUGGUCCUGAGGUGCUGGCUUGCAUUGACAGGAAACCUUUGCCUGUAUGGCAUGCUCCCCUUCUACCGAAAAGUCAUUGACACAGUGCCAUAUGGUAAGAUAGGGGAACAGUCACUGAAGAGGCCAAGGUUGCUUAGCUGUGCAUCAGAAACAAAACAUCAUUAGCAUGGCCCUGGGUCAGUGCUCCCAAUUCAACUUCUAAAUUCUGGAAUACUUUCUACCUGUUUUUCACCAGAUUGUUUUCAUAUUAUUUGAUAGAUAAGCCUCACACAAAAAUCAUGCUUUUCACCCAUGGUGAUUUAGUCAUGAAUUCCUAAUGUGUUCAGCUGCUUUCAAAUAUUUUGGUUGUUGAAUUGUACCACUGUGAUGUAUUCGCAUUACCGUAUGUCAUGCAGAGAAAAACAAAUAGUGUAUGGAAUGUAUUUACAGUGGUUGAAAGACAUAUUUUAUUGUAGAUUAUACUAAAAGAUCUACAAUUAAUUGGAUUAAUUAAACAGCAGAUGAAAAUACAUUAAAUAAAUGAAUCACUAUUUCUGUAAGACCAUUCCGUGUGUCUAUGCAUAUGCUUCAACAAAUCCCAUCUACAAGAUUUGUAAGGAAUGCUAUUUUAUUUUUUUGUAUAGAGAAAGAAAAAAGUAUUCUCCCUGUUCCGCAUUCAAUUACCAAAACACCAACAGGUUUUCUGGCAUAGAAAGAGAGUGGAGCGACUGGAUAUAGCAGGAACUUUACUAAGUUUGGUUCACAUUCUCUUGAUGUUCUGGCAAGAGGUUCUUCCUCCUACCUAGGCGUGCAGGUAAAAAUAGUCUUCCUGAGGUCUGCAGCUGAGGGUCCUGCUGUAGGUACUGUCACUGAGGCAUCUUUACAGUGCUGCCCACAUUAACUAAAAACUGUUGAUGGAAUAAGAAUUUCAAUGCUUUCCACUAACAAAACUGCAAGUUCAGAACAAUUCACAUAAAAAGACUUGUUAUACAGACACAUAAGACAGUGACUACUCUCCACUAUGAAAAAAAUCUAACCAAACAACCCAAAACUUGAACUAAAGAAAUUGCAUAAGGAUUACAUUUUGAAUAUUACAUUAUUUAUAUAUUUCCAUGGAGAGAUCCAAGAUGAAAGUAUUAGAAAAAUGCUCUCGAGUAUUCUCAACCAUUCAAAAAUACUAUCACCACAAAUGUAUCAUCUUGAAACUACUUCAGAUAGUGUGAAGUUCCUUUUUUUUUUUCCUUCUAUGGGGCUUCAUCAUGAUCUGCAUCACUGUGGAUGUGACUGGCUUUAUCUUUGUUAAGUCAUUUGUUAUCACUCAUCCUUGGCCAUAAAAACAAGCAUUUCAGUAAUUCUUCAGCACAGUACAAUACACAUAUGGUGCACAAACAGCAGAGACAACAUAUGAACCUUUCUUUGACUCACUAACACUCUCUUUUCUCUUUUUCCCUCUAAUCAUACAUGUAAAACCACCAUUUCUGAAGUCCAGCAUUUUAAAAAUGUACCUUAUCUUUUUUGCAGGCACAAGUAAUUAGCAGUGCAAUUUAACAUUGCUAAUUACCCGUGGCCACCAUUAAGUUCAUUUGCAUUUUUAACUACCUGAUAUGCAAGUAAAGUCAAGUAUUCCAUGUCCACACUGCUUAAAUUGCACAAUAACUGAACUUAACACUGCAACACUGAUGUAGCAGUUUAUCUACAAAACCUAAAGGCAAAAGAUGUGUCCAGUCUUUCAAAUGCAGUCCUAGUGAACAAACUGGUGAAAGCCAUUUAGAAGCCUAAGGAUAUAGGUAAGUAUCUAAAGGGAUUUUUAGAAGUACAUAGGUGCCUCAUUCCUAUUAGAGUAAUGCAGAGCAGUUUUUCUUUGCAGGACAAAGCAUUUUUCAGAUGUUUGGCAGAUAAGUUUUUUUGUAUUUAAAUCUUCAUUUAUUCCUGUGUAAAAGUGCAGCAUAGAUCUGCUUUUAAGAAUCAAACUAAUUUUCAAAGGCAACUAUGAAGUAUUUUUUAAAAUACUGAAUUAAAUGUUCUUGAGAAGUAUUUAUAAAACAUCAGAAGGUCUGGCUAAAUGCUAACAUUAAAAAUAUAAUUAUUACCCAUAAGAAUUGUUAUAGUCACAUGAAUGCAAUUUUGUUGCAGGUGAAAACCUGCAUCACUGAGGCAGAGACCACUAAAGAGAUUUUCAGUGUGGGGUGAAAUUUAUGUUUGUGUGGAGAGCCAGCCCAGGAGCCAGACACUGCCAACAAAUGUCUUUACUCUGAAAACACUUCCCUAAGGAUAAGAACCAAAUAUAUUGCAGGUGACAUUCUCUAUUGUGCAGGGGUCCUACACAGGUCUCUGUAUUAUAUAAGUUCUACUUAAAUACUGCUUCAAAGUUGCACAAAUCUACUGCACGGGCAAGAAAGUUCCCUUGAAAAAAUUCCUUGAGCCUUUUGAAAAGGAAGCCCUUUAGUAGCAUCUAUCACAGUUUCUCAAGCAAUACAUAAAUCUCGUGCUGGCCUCUGCACAGGGGUAGGCACACCUUGUAGAUUAUUUCUCCUGUGUUGUAGAAAUAUUGGAAAAUCCUACAGUUCUUAAAUUCACAUUAUGCAGAUUGGGUUGACAUUGCAAAUAUACAAAAUUCAAGACAGUCAGUAAACACAUUAAUUACUGAAAUGUUUUUGCUAUUGACAACUUCUGACCCCAUACUGAAAUCCUCAUUCCACUGAAAUAAUUGAUAGACAUUACUGACCUUAGUGAGGACAAUAUCUCAACCCAUCUUUUCAACUGUAAUCAUUAGUCUUUCUUUUAACCCAGUCUCUACCUCAGACUCCAUUAGUGAGAUUUCUCAGUGUCAGACUUCUCAGAAUCCUCUCCCAUUCUGAGGAAAGGGUUCAAAACCAUGGGAGUCAUGCAGCAUCCUCACCAGGUUCACAACUGUGAAUUUCAAGGCACAUAUCCUCAAAAGACAUAGAUGGUAACUACCCCAAAUGCUGCUUACACACCAACAAAUUCCUCUGCAAUAGUAUUGAACUGUGCCCCAUGUCUGCACUCAAGCUCCUGGCUCCUUGGCCACGUGCACCCAAGCAUCACCACAUGGGAGAGAACUGCCCAGACCUGCAGAUGAUAUCAAAGACUGAGUAUAUCAAAGUAGGAUUCUCCAAAAAAUGGUCUUGAUCUGGGAAUGGACUUAGUGGAUCCAAUCCACUAAAUAGCGUUCCUUGGUCAUUCUUGAAUAGUACCUAAUUUGGAAAAAACCUCUAAAGACUUGGAAUACAGAAUCCUCAGUCACCACCAACAAAGCCGAGUAUUUCACCAGUUAUUUUCUUGACCAUGAUACUUAAGUAACUCAAACAGGAAAAAAUGAAAGAGCUCUGUGCCAUAACUCUCAAGAACUUUAUAGUAGAGUUGUCCACACCUGGAGAUGGUUCUCAUCUUUGAUCUAAAUCAGAAAAUCAGCAAAAUUGUCUUGUCUCUUUCAUUUUCUAGUGAAAGUUCUAGUCAGUCUGCUGCUAGCUCUAAUAAGGUGCAUGAACCCUCUUGUGCUUGUACUUACUUACACUCACACUCUCUUCUUCUACCCUUCAUGGGGCACAGCAGUAAAUGAGUAAAUGAGUAUGAAAAGAAAAAAGUCAAGGAAAGCUAUUUAUUUCCCUAAGAGUAAUCACUUCUUCUGAUAUGCUUUUUUGGGACCAAAGGUCCUCUGUGUUUUAAAGCCUCCUUUGUGUUGCCCUCAGUGUUAACCCCCUUAUAUUGUGUGGUGGACAAUUUAUUCAAAAUUCAGGAUCCUUCCUUGUGCCAAAACCCCAAGAAAUUCUUCUUGGCUACCCCUAAUCCACUCACUAUGCAACUUGGGCUGCCUCAGACUUCUUUUUUUUCUGAACCUUUCAUAUCUCUAGUCCAGCUGUUUUGAAGAACUAGUUACCACAGACCUCAUCACCUGUCCGUACAUAUCUCUUCUCCCUGCCUUCCAACUGUUCUUGCUUUCUGGAGCCAUCUCUUUCUGACAUCUGCCUUCACCUUCCAGAUUCUCAGCCCCAUGACUCUUGGAUUUUUUUCUCCUACAUGGAGGACAUGACCUGCUACCUAUACAACAGUUUAACACAGCAUCAUGUCACUCUUACUUUGCAACAGAGGUUUCUCUUGACUGACUCUACCCUUACAAUGAACAGAAUGGAGUUCAAACCAUAUGAUGGACUUUAGAUUUGUGACUCAGAAUGAGAUGAUCUGCUCCCUAAUGCAUGCCUUUCUCAGUGAUUUCUAUGAUAGGAAACUAACUUUGUUAUGUGGCCCUUCAAUCUAGAUGUCUACAUUUUGUUGAACAAAAUUAGAACACUUGUUCUCAGGUUAUGCCUCUGAUGCCAAAUGGGUUUAUGCAGAACUGGUGGGUGAACACUGAAUGAAUCCUGAAGUUCACAGGUUACUUCUAAGCAGUUUGUUACAGGUCUAAAAGGAGAGCGAGUUUAAAAUGUUAUAUAGCAACAUAAUUUUGUAACAUCUCUACAAGAAAGCCCAGACAGAAAAAAAGUUAAAACCUGCUGCACUGGAUCUAUUUUAUGACAACGAUGAUUGUGCUUACUCCUAACAAAAAAUCAUCAUUCUUACACAUUCCAGAGUGUAAGAAUAGGCCCUGACCAUGACCUUGUCAUUCAGUACUACAUAUUAUAAAUCUUCCUAAUCUUGCAUUGCAAAUGUUUCAUUUCCUUGCAUGGCAUUUGGAGAACUCUAUAUUAGAGAGACCAUUGAAGCUACUUCCUUACCCUUCACAUUUUAAGAAUGACUUCAAAGGUCAUUGUUCAUAUUGCUGUGGAUAUGUAUAUUUAACAACAAAGAAAGGAGGGGGGUCUGCACAGCUUAGGUGAUUGCAACAUGAGAAGUGCAACUUGAAGUAGUAACUUUAACAACCACCCAAUUUUUAAAAGUGAAGCUAACCCCUGCCACCCCCAAGAUGACCCCCAUCCUGUCCUCAUAAUUAUGUUUGCAGAAAAAAUUAAAAAUUGUAUGGCACCUGAGCUUUGUGUCAGUUUUCUGCCUAAGAAUAAAUUUAUCUGAAACAAGUCACCUGGUUGAAGUAGUGUGAUGUUGGUUUUAAGUACGUGUAUUUUCCAGUGGCAGCAGACCCCUAGGCUUGGUCAGGCUGCUACUGAAGCUAAUUUUGUGGUUUGGCAACCAAUUCCAAUGCCUUUUAGUGAGUGUCAAAAAAAAGAACCCAAACCUGACAACAGCCUUAAAAAAUGCCUGUAGUCUACUAACGGUCUCACGGAUGUGACACACAUUAUGAAUCAACCCUAUAAAUCUGUCCCACAGAAGGAUUUAUUCUGGCUUGAACGGAAGCUCCCAGCGAAGAAGUUCCUCAGGAUCCAAAUCUCUCGACCCAAAGCAAGCUGUUCCUCAACUGCCUUGCGGCCAAAGCGAAUCACUCUUGGGGCAUGGCUUUCACGUUCCCACUUCUCCCGGAUAAACUUCCACAGAACCCGAAGAGGCGGGAGGGCGGAGGGAUCCCGGUCCUUCCCGCUUCCUCCCGGUUUAGCCUCGGCGGCACCAGCGAGGGUCAGUGCCGACGGGUGCGGAGGCCGGCGGGAGGCCCCUGCGGCGGCCCAGGCUGCAGCCCGCCGCCUCCCGCGCCGCCGCCCCGGCCCACCGGCCCGCAUGACAUCAUCGGGCCGGCUCGGCAUCGAUCCCCGCCGGCCGCCGGCUCGGGCGGCGCUCCUCCGCGGCGGCCGCCGCUGCCGCCCUGCGCGCCGAGGGGCAACGCGGGCCCUGCCGCGGGCGGAACGGGCUGACACCCCGCUCACCGCCGCCGCCAUGCAGCGGGCGCGCUGACGGCUCUGCGCCGGCUUCGGGCUGCGCGUCGGGAAGCUGCUCCGGACUGCCGGGGGAACGGCGCGGCGUCCUCACGGCCCCGCGGCUGAUGCGCCCUCCGCGAACAACGGCACUUGUUAAGGAGCCCUCCCUGGCUCGGGGGUCAGGAAGAAGGAAUUCACCGGGUGGGAAUCGGGAGGAAGGAAAACGAGCCGCGAGCGGGAGGAUCAAGCGGCGGCAGCUGAAGAAGCCGCCCGGUCGCUCUCCUGACAGGCUGCGACGCGCAGCGCGGCGGGCGCUUCCAGACCCCCGUCGUAAGCGAAUGGGGCGGGAGGGGGAGCCCAGAGGCAUAAACAAGGAGCGCAGGACCUAAUUCCUUCCCCUCCCUUUCCUCACUGGCUUGCCCAGGCUCGCCAAUAGAUCCAGCUCGGCUAUACAUCGCGAUGGGAACGUGCUGCCAAGGAGGCUGCCUUCCCGUCGCUGAGGACGCUGCCUUCCCCUCACUGAGGAGGCUGCUGCCGCCGGGGCUGCCUGCACACCACUGAGGACGCUGCUGCCGCCGCCGAGGUUGCCGUGCCCUCUCUGAGACAGCAGCAGCUGCCGCCGCCGAGCCUGCCGUGCCCUCAUCGAGGAGGCCGCCGCCGCCGCGUUACAGGGAGAGAUUGUGGCGCUGCGACAGGGGAGGACGGGGCUCGGCGCGCAGGGGGGAGGCGCGGCGAGCAUGCGCCGCCCGAGCCGCUGACUGGAUCCUCGGCCAAGGAACCGAGGCAAAAAAAAAAAAAAAAAAAAAAAAAAAAAAAGGAAAUUAAAACAAAAAAAAAAAAAAGGAGAAAGGAAAAGGAUUGAGAGAAAGAAGAAUGAAUGACGGCAGAGGAGAAUAGAAAAGACCGCCAGGGUAAAUCAGCCCCCGGUCGGCGGGAAGGAGCAGCUCUGGCAUGUGGGGAUCUCCGCACCAACAGAUAUUUUGAUGGCAUGACAAAUCAGAAAUCAGAAAGAAGAGGAUGUACUGUAUGACUAGACACAAGAUCAGUUCUGUUUGUGGAUUACAUUUUCAGUAAGAUGUAUGGAUCUAUUUUUUCCUUGUUCUUAAAUAUAGAUCAUGAGACUUGACUGAGGCAAUAUACAUAUCAUCCAUCCAUCUAUGGCGAACUACAGCCAUGCAGCUGACAACAUUUUGCAAAAUCUCUCUCCUUUAACAGCUUUUCUGAAACUGACUUCACUGGGUUUCAUAAUAGGAGUCAGUGUGGUGGGUAACCUUCUGAUCUCCAUUUUGCUAGUCAAAGAUAAGACCUUGCAUAGAGCUCCUUACUACUUCCUGUUGGAUCUUUGCUGCUCAGAUAUCCUCAGAUCUGCAAUUUGUUUCCCUUUUGUUUUCACCUCGGUAAAAAAUGGCUCUACGUGGACGUAUGGGACUCUUACUUGCAAAGUGAUUGCCUUUUUGGGGGUUUUGUCCUGCUUUCACACUGCUUUCAUGUUAUUCUGCAUAAGCGUCACGAGAUACUUAGCAAUUGCCCACCACCGUUUUUAUACGAAAAGACUGACCUUCUGGACUUGUUUGGCUGUUAUCUGUAUGGUGUGGACUCUCUCUGUAGCCAUGGCUUUCCCCCCAGUUUUAGAUGUGGGCACCUACUCAUUCAUUAGGGAGGAAGACCAAUGCACUUUCCAGCACCGUUCCUUCAGGGCUAAUGAUUCAUUGGGAUUUAUGCUUCUUCUUGCCCUCAUCCUCCUAGCCACACAGCUUGUCUACCUCAAGCUGAUAUUUUUUGUUCACGAUCGCAGGAAAAUGAAGCCAGUCCAGUUUGUUGCAGCAGUGAGCCAGAACUGGACUUUUCAUGGUCCUGGAGCGAGUGGUCAAGCAGCUGCUAAUUGGCUGGCUGGAUUCGGAAGGGGUCCCACACCUCCAACCUUGCUGGGAAUCAGGCAAAACGCCAACACCACAGGCAGGAGGAGGCUACUGGUUUUAGAUGAAUUCAAAAUGGAGAAGAGAAUCAGCAGAAUGUUCUACAUCAUGACAUUCCUCUUUCUGACCUUGUGGGGUCCCUAUUUGGUAGCCUGUUACUGGAGAGUUUUUGCAAGAGGGCCUGUAGUACCUGGGGGAUUUCUAACAGCCGCUGUCUGGAUGAGUUUUGCCCAAGCUGGAAUCAAUCCUUUUGUCUGCAUUUUCUCCAACAGGGAGCUGAGGCGCUGUUUCAGCACAACCCUUCUUUACUGCAGAAAAUCCAGGUUACCAAGGGAACCUUACUGUGUUAUAUGAGGGAGCAUCUGUAAAUCUUUAGCCUUGUGAAACACUACCAUUCUCUGCUAAGCAAUUGUGGCCUGUAGCCAUGUCUUGAGGAGAAAAUCAAGAAUGGGACGUCAGCAGCUGUAAGGAUUUGGGCAACAUUCUGCAGUCUCUGCAAUAGCUCACCUCUAAUCCUGUUUUAAACCUAAACAUGUUCCUGCUGACCACUGCUGAAGGUUUGUAAUUAAGAACAAAGGACUGAACUACUGCCCUGAAUUCCUUUAUGUGGUUGAAAUCUAGAUUAUGAAAGUAGCAGGUGCUAAGUAUCAGUGCUAAAUGCUGUGUAUAUCACUACAUAAAAUAAGAACAUCAAAAAGAUUAGCAUUGGACAUCUUAAUAAAUUAAGUUGAUAUGAGGUUAAUGUGUUGAUAAAACUAAUUUUAGACAUCUGAAGACCUUUAAAACAUUUCAUACAAUUAUUAUUUUGCAAAGACUGAAAACUGGGGACUCAAGUACUGUAACUGAUUAAAGAUGUGCCAUGCAUUAUUGGAUUAUCACACUUACAAAUCUGUUUGCCUUGUAAGUUUUGGGGAGCAUUCCAAAGCAGUAUUUUUGUUCAGAUUUUGACUUUAAUUUUUUUUUCUCCAAAUAUAUUACUCUUUCUAAUUACCAUUUUCCUUAACAGUGAAAUUACUAACAUUUAACUGUAUUCUGUGUUUUUUGCUGAUUUGGUAUAAAGUUUAAUAGACUCUUAUUUAUAUUUUUUAAAAAGCUAGAUAUCAGUCUGUUAGGCAACGUUAAUGAUAAUAUCCAGUCCUAAUUGAACAGUUAUAAUUAUACAGAAUAAACACAUGUUGCCUUAAAGGGUUAUCUAGUAUCUUCCAUUUUGUUUAGCAUUGAAGCAAAUAAGCAAGGAAAAUUGAAUCAAUAACUCUGGUCAGUCAUUUGGGAGUGCAUGAAACAUCACUUAGUCCUCUUUUUUCCUUUUUACUCCAAUGGUUCCCAAAAUCAAUAUGCACAUCACUGGGAUGAUAUGAUUUUUUUCUAGGUGUGCCGCCCUUUCUAGUUUGUUCUGGGAAACACAGGCAGUUGAUGUAUGUUUAUAUUUUAAGACAGCUGUCAUGGGGAGACCGCAGCCUUAGUAUGAUAUCUUGCACAAUUUGUGAAGCAUUUAUUCUACUGAAGGCACAGUCUUGUUUAUAUUUUCUGCACAUUUUGGUGUAUUGGUUGUUUUAAAUUAUUUAAGUUUUAACUUGUGAAAGCAUAUACUAUGAUUUCUUAGUAUUUUAGAAAUACAUUAGAGUCUGUGAGUCUUUCCUUCUUUAAGAUACAGAUGUGUGGAUUUCAAUAUAAAGUUGCAUUUGCCAAAAUUUACCUGUGUAGCUUGUUAAUUUUCUUGGAAUAAAAUUUUACAUUUUUCCAGUUAUACAAUUAACCUUUUUAUUUUGUCUAGUGAGCUAGCAUGAAGUACUGAGAAUGUAGCCAUUAUGAAUUAUUAUCCUUUGCAGUCACUGUAUUCCCAAACUGUAAAUGCAUGAAUGAUGGGGACCACAGGAUUGAUAAAUGAUAUUAUCUGCAGUAGCACUAUUGUGUAGUUUAUCAUAAUUACCCAUCUAUCUGUUCUAAUAUGUCAGUUAUAUUUAAAGUUACAACACAGUAUUUGACAUUAACUUCACAGUUUAAUUUUGGAAAAUGUGUAUAACUGAAGCACAAAAUCAUGAGUUGAUCAGUCAUAAAGAACACAGAUUUUUCUUAAUUUUGGGAGAGACAAGACUAGAGCUCUGAAUUCAGUAUUGGUACAUCUUGUCCUUUGUUGCAGUUUUAUGACCAGCAAGUUAACGUAUGUGUACACCAGUAGCAGUCAAUAAUGGAAAUGCUUAAAUUUGUGUGAAACAUUAUAUAACAUAUGCAACAAUUCAGACAGUUGUGUCUAUAUGUGAUCAGACAACUUGAUCAAAGAUUUGGUGAGCAAUCUGUUUGACCUCACUUCCACUUUUAUACUGAGGUUGAUUGGUGAGAGGCAUGGCUUUAUAUACUGUGUUGAAACAGAAAAAAUGCUGAAAUAAUGAGUCCUCAUCAGUAUAGGAAUGUUUCAGAACGUAAUUUGAAAUGGGACCAAUAAACUUUUACCAAAAGGACAUUUUUAUUACACUGGAAAAGGCUUUGAAAUGAAGGUAGUUAAGCAAUUGUCAAAGAUAGAAGGAGUGAAUAAAAACUCAAUCAUAUGUUGAGAAAAAUUCUGAAAGUUAUCCCACUUAAGUUUAUUAAAAGGUUGAUUGGCAAUAACUUCAGUCUAAUUUCUUUAAAAUAGUAACCUUUACAAGGAACAUUGAUAUUACAUAUUGUAAUAAAAAAGUACAUAUAAAUAAAGUUGUAAAUAGUAUAGAGUUGUAGAAGUAGUCAGUUCUGAGGAUUAGCCAGAAAAUUUUCAACUAUGAAAUUUCAAAAGCUGCAAAUCUGGGGCCUGACCUAACUCUUAAUAAAGUUAGUUGGUGUUUUCCCAUUAACUUCAUUUGGAGCAGAAGCAGGCCCUAGCAAUUCUAUAGUACUAUUCUUCUGAAAUACUAAGAAGGCUGUAUUUACUAUGCAGUGGGAAAGAAAAAAAUUAAAUUAUUUCCCUGGAAGUUUUGCAAGGAGCAACUGAUGUAAAUUAAAAUAAUAAACAGUAAACAAAUCUGAAAGCAAAUAUUUUGAUAAAUGUUUUUCUUUUGAUAUGAAUAUAAUUCUUUUGGCUAUAUGACAAUACUGCAUUGCUACCUGAGAAAGGGCAGGUAGUUUUUAGUAAGUGGAUUUUUAAGAAUUGUGCCAGUAAGAAAUCUUGUGACAGAAAUAUUUAGUUUUAUUUUUCUCCAGUGUUAAAAGGACAAGGGGCUGUUCAGUGAAAUUAAAAGCCAACAUAUAAAGUAGCAUUUUAUGCAAUGUUAUUACUCAGUGGAACACACUGAUACAGGAUGUCAAGUAGUUUAGAGAGAUUCCUCAAAGAACUGAAUGUAUACAUGAAUUAAAGCAGUGCUUGCACUUUUUGCCAUCAGUGUCAUUUUGAUCCCAGUCAGCAUAUCAAAACUAAUGUAUUAAGGUAUAAAUUCAAAGGAGCAAGAAGGUUCAUUCCAAUUCCGUUCACUGUUGUGUCACAGUAUGAAGAGAUUUUGCUUUCAUUUUAGUACAGGGGUUGAGCUAUUGCAAAAGCUAGAAUACAGGGCUGGUAGAUUAGUCCUUUCUGAAAAGAAUAGCAAAGAAUAUCGCAAUAUUUUAUAUCUGCAUUGAUCUUUAAUGUUCAUUGGUAGUGUUAAGUCAAUAGUUUUAAUUUUCUGAUUAGAGAGGGGAAAAAAAGAACAGAUUCCCUGAAAAAAAGACUUUCUGCCCCUGUUCCUUUCCUGCCCUCUGUUGCCCCACAGCCCUUCAGCAGCCUCUCCAUGAAUCCUUCUACAAGAGCAAAUGUUCCAUACACUGGGUAGUGUAUUUCUCCUGCUCCUGGAGAAGUGUCUCAGCCACUCCUCCUGCCCAGCAGAUAACUCCUGCAGCAGCUUCCCAGGGUUUGGCAGUGCCUGGUUUCCCCCCCUGAGGAUGGAGAGGCACUGCCAGUUCCUUCCAGCUGCCCUUGUAGUUCAUGGAUCUCAGGGCACUUGGCUAGCACACUGGAUAUCUCUGUCUUCGUCUGGCUUUGCUCGUGAAGUAGAUGCUGUUUAUAUUAUGCAAACAAAAAUGAGAAUGGGGAGGGGGCAGCAGGAAACAACUUUCCCUCUCACAAAUUUUUCACAAGGAAACCACUGUUUUUGUCGCAUUGCCCAAGAGCACAUUGUGUUUUAAAAGCAUAAUCGGUGUUAAUUACCCUCUAAAUGAAUAAAAUGUACAGUUAGCCAAUUAAGUCAAGGGUUUUGGUACAGCUGAAAAGUCUUAUUAUAAAAUGGCUUUUUGUCAGUCUCUAGGCCUUGGGGGCAGAGGAGACUACUCUGUCUGCUUUUAAGUGCAUUGUGUUUGUUCACUUGUUUUGCUUUUGCUUUAACUUUCAAGCAUCUCAACAUUUUAUUUAUAUUAAUAGGAAUCCAGUAAUGCAGCAGGCUUUUAUCACUCAUGGGUUUAAAAAAUAAUAUUAAAGGGAACUCUGAUGAUUUUUGUGGUGAGUUAGGGAGGUGUUUUGGCAAGGAAUUGGUUUUUAGCAAAUGUUAAAUAAACCUGUAGGCUGCUGGGCUCUUCCAUAGUUGCACAGUCAGUUCUUCAUUAUUGAAAGUAGCAAUGGAAUAGACUAACCCACAUAAAGGUAACACACAGGUAAUAUAAAGCAUGUCCACAUUAGAUAAGAACUUCCUUUGUGUAUUACAUUUAUCAAGAAUGGAGUUAAACUCAAGUAAAAGUGAGAUCAGAAAUCCAAAGAAGAAUGGUGGGUGUUUUUCCUUUUUUUUUUGCUUUGUUUUAGCAUAGCACUGCUAAUCUGCAACCUGGGUUACACACCCACAUACAACCGAGAGUUGCCUGUACAAUUCUGCAUAGCACAUAGGCAACUUCCUUCUAGUUUAUAUUCAUUGAGAGCUCUAUGAGUGCACACUACUAAUCUGAUUGACUUUUCAGAGGAAAGAGAAGGCUCAGUCAGAGAUACUGCUCUUCAAAAUUAAAAUUCAAUAGAACUUCUCUGCUUUUGCAUACUUCAGUGAUUUUGAGUGUGAAGAAAUCAGUGACUUAAAUCAGCCAUGAUCAUAAGUGUACUCUGGCCAUGGCCAUUAAAAAUAGGACAAGAUGACAUUUUGCAAUGCAUAUGCAACAAAUCAAAGAGUUUGACAUUAUACACAAAGACUUUGUGUGAGUGGGCUGAAAACAGUUCAUAUUAUUAUUUUAGAAAAAAGUAUGAUGCAGCUAUCCAUUGAAAUGGAUAAAGCCUUUAACUAUCCAGUGUAGAAAAAGAAGAGGAACUUUAAAAAUUGCUCAUUAUAAAUAGUAAACAGUUUUGGUGGUGUUUUUGUUCAGCUGAACUGUGUAAUUAUAUAACUAUAUGAUGAUCAAAGGAGUGUCACAGUAAAUAAGUUAGAUUUUUUUAGUAGUCUAGAAAGGAAAUAAGUAACAACAGUCUUCAGACAUUUGAAAUGAAGUAAUUACAGUAAUCUACAUGUUUCAUAAAAUUUAGGUAACAAAAUUAUUAUUUAUAUUUUCUGUACUUACUGAUUUAUGCACUUAAAGAACAAUGUCUUUAGAUAGUGAGUUGGCUUCUGCAGCCCAAUGAGAGAGUUCAUUGUAUCACAGGUUUUGUACUAUGCUUUGUAUGUAAUAAGCACAAGAGAUAUAAAACCAGAAUUUAUCUGAUAUCAACUUCAAACUCUGCAUUAGGUACAGAACUUCUCCAAAUGGUAGGCAUAUUACUGUCUCCAGAGAUUAUUCAAAACUAGUCUGUGCUACUUUACAAGAAUUCUACUUCACCUUUGUUAAAGAGCAGUCUGGUUAAAGAUGCGUAUUUAUUUUCAUUCUAUAACCCUCAAGUUCAGGCAUGCUCGCAUCCUUAUGCAAAUUGAAGAAAUUGCUAGAAAUAGGAAGUUUUACCAUAUAAUAAUCUUGGUGAGUCAGGUUCUUGAGAUAGUAUAAAAGGGUGGCACAGAUAUUCAGUGACUACUCUAGGCAGAAGGUGUAAGGAUGCAAAAAAGUAUUCAUCCCUGUUUAGGAGCAGUUUAAAAUCCUGCUGUUUGGUGUCCUAUAGUGAAACCAUCCUCUGUGGAACUGGCCCACCACAGGCCUGCAACCCACUCCGUGUUGAGUUUAAGCAGAACUUUGGUUGCACAGUCUCUGAGUACUGAUGGGAGAAAUUCAGCAUUAGCAGACGUCAGAAAUUCCUAGACAAUAUUCGUAGGCUACAGAAAAGGGAUAGUUGCUUGUCUCCUCAAAACAGAAGUUACAGAAUAAACAGAGGUGAAGAGAGAAAUGAUUAUUGUAAGCUGCUUGGGAUUUCAUGCACUCUUGGCCCCCUCAGAGGUGACUGAGACCUGUUUCGUUUUUGACUUUGUUUGGAUUUUGUUUGUUUGUUUUGAAAAUGCAUGCUAUCUCAGUUGCUCUAUUCCAUCCCACCCAUUGCCAGCAAAACUUUUGAUGUCAUGCCUAAUCAAGUCUGUAUAUUCUUUAAAUUACAUAUCUAAUAGUACAAUGUAUUUGUAUCUUUGCACUGAUUAUGCUGAUAUGUAUCACUGUUUCUUCUUGCUCAUUUCCAUAAGAAUUUCCUGUUUCAAACACGCAAAUCCAAUUUUUUAAAUUAGGGUAUUCUACAGUUGUGUUUCCUGAUUUUUCUGUGAAGGCCUUUUAAGUUUUUGAUGUUUCUCCUGUUUGUGCCAAAACACUAAAUGCAGAUUCUUAGGACACAUCGCAGGGAACAAUUAAUUCGUUUGACUGAAGGACUGUCUGGACAUCAUGAAACUGGAAAUGUAUAUUUAAGUCCUGUACAAUAAUUUAUGGUAAUGGCUGGGCUAUAGAUCCGAUAGUGGUGGGACUGCUGGAAUAGGAUAUUUUGGUAACUGUGGCUUUAAAUUACAUCGUAAGACAUUUAGCACAAAGGAGAAAUGCUCCUUUUGUAAGAUAAUUAUGUAAAUGAAAAGUAAACACACACACAGAUGAGUACAGUUCAAUAGAAUUUUGAUUAACGUAUUCAGUCAUAGCUGUAGCAAGAUGGGCAUAAAGCAAAAACAAAAAGAGGAAGUAUCUUACCAUUGGAAACCUAAUCCUUAUAAGUUUGGCUUGAUUCCUACAAUCCCUACUCUAGGAAAAUUUUCCAUCUCUUUUAUGGAAACGCAUCUCAAUAAAGACUACAAGAUCUUGGUAAUUUAUAUCAAUGUUUAUGUUUUUUACUAGACUAGUUCUCAGUGUGAGCAUGACACAGCAGGACUGUAAAUGUAAUCUCUGUUACAGUGUAAAUGCAAAAGCAAUCUUUCAAUGAGUUUCGAGAGAGAGUCUAUGUGCACAUGGAUAUAUUUCUCAGAGUCUCCAAAAUAAUGUACAAUAGUUGAUACCAAGUAGGGACAGCUCAAGCCCUGGAAGGGCAUGAGGUAUCACACUUGAGUAUGAUAAGUGAGUUUAAAUUCAGAUGCAAGGAAGCUGAGGAACAUUUGGUAAUAAUUUCCCAUGUUAAUGGUUGUAAAUAAUGCUUUUGGCCUAAUUUGUAAACCUCCUUCUAAGUUCCUAAGUAGUGGUAAGGGCAUCUGCAGUAGGUGGGGUGUAAUGCUGCAGCUGAGUCCUUAUGUCCACUUAUUUUAGAUAGGGGUGGAUGAAAGCAGUGCACAUUAUAUAGCCUGGUUUUAACCACCUCGCAUGGUACUAACAUGCCCUAAGCUGAUCAGCCCAUAGAUCUGCUUCAGAAGCAUCAUUUGGUCACAGUCACAUUUUUGAAACUUUUCUCCAGUGUUUUCUGUGAGUAGUUUCUGUUUGUAAAAGGUAGAAAGAAAUGUGCGUAAAGGGAUUGUGUAUGUUGAGCGAGUCCUUUUCAAUCCAGCCUUGGAGUGAGGAUUUUUGUAAGAGUGCAGAUAGGUGUGGAAGCCCCUCAUAGUUUUACCACAUCUGUCAGAUACACCUGUUCUUUGGCAGAGAUAGGAUACAUGCUCACAAGGGUCUCACACGGUGUCCUUCUGUCAGCAUCCAGUCUCCCUUUCCUUUGUACACCGCCAGAAAGACAGACACCAUUGUUUGUGGGGGCACUUCAAUAGAAAUGACCUUUCUCUAAGAGAUACAUUGUCACAAAAGCUGAGAUUUGCUGUAUCCUUUUGUAUCAGAGAAAGCAAAUCAAAUUUGUAUGUUUUGUAUUAAAACUUCAUGUUGAAUUUUAUUUUUGGCAUACUAACUGAAAGGCAGUAUCACAGAAAGACCAAUUGUUCCCCCUAAACCAGGAAGAUCACCAGUCUAACUGGUAAACAUACUUUCAGUUGGGAAUAUUAUGAUCCUUUUUUAUCAGUUAAAUAAAUAUAUGAUAUGAUAAGAAUUAUUGCAAUAUUUGAUUAUACUAAAGCCCUGAAAGGGUUAAUUUUCAGCUUUGACAUUUUCCUUAUGUAAAUACCUUCAUUCCAUUUCAUGCAAGACAGGUUUGGCAAAUGUGGAUGUUUUGGGUAGUUUUGACAUCGAAGUUAUGCCAUCUAAGGACAAGUGCUAGCUGAUGAAUAAUUUAUUCACUUAAAUUUCAGAAGAGACCAUGUAAAACUAGCUGCCACAAAAAAAAAAAAAA
Molecule: messenger RNA, 17985 nt
Organism: Motacilla alba alba
Lineage: Eukaryota; Metazoa; Chordata; Aves; Passeriformes; Motacillidae
Gene: GPR85
Product: G protein-coupled receptor 85
Exons: 2
Coding region: 8727-9839 (370 amino acids)
Biological process (GO): G protein-coupled receptor signaling pathway
Cellular component (GO): plasma membrane
Molecular function (GO): G protein-coupled receptor activity
Source: RefSeq, a predicted model, not a curated record